This is a messenger RNA of Penicillium canariense, 1485 nucleotides long. Its product is annotated as NADP-dependent isocitrate dehydrogenase. The transcript has 7 exons. Gene Ontology annotation, biological process: isocitrate metabolic process. The record is from RefSeq and is a predicted model, not a curated record. Bases 1 to 1485 code for a protein of 494 amino acids. Gene Ontology annotation, molecular function: isocitrate dehydrogenase (NADP+) activity; magnesium ion binding; NAD binding. NCBI's taxonomy places the organism in Eukaryota, Fungi, Ascomycota, Eurotiomycetes, Eurotiales, Aspergillaceae. Gene Ontology annotation, cellular component: mitochondrion.
AUGAACUCCCUUCGGUCCGCUUCCGCUUUCGCGCGCCGGUCCCUUGCGACCCCUCCUCCCACUGCCCCUCUCUCUUCUUCUUCUGCUCGCCUUCUUUCUUCCACUUCUUUCGCCUCUUCCUCUACUCCUUCUCAACGAUCUUUCUCCUCUGCCGCCCUUCGCCUCCCGCGCACUACCCGCAUCGCCGCGUCUUCCCGCUGGUCCGGAUCGACUCCUUCUCUGUACCUGACCCAAUCCCGCACCAUGACUUCCGACAGCAAGAUCAAGGUCAAGAACCCAGUGGUGGAACUGGACGGUGAUGAGAUGACCCGUAUCAUCUGGCAAGAAAUCAGAGAAAAGUUGAUUCUGCCUUACCUCGACAUCGAUCUCAAGUACUACGACCUGGGUCUGGAGUACCGUGAUGAGACCGACGACCAGGUCACCGUUGAUGCCGCCGAGGCCAUCAAGAAGUACGGUGUCGGUGUCAAGUGCGCCACCAUCACCCCCGAUGAGGCUCGUGUUGAGGAGUUCAAGCUGAAGAAGAUGUGGCUGUCCCCCAACGGCACCAUCCGUAACAUCCUUGGCGGCACCGUCUUCCGUGAGCCUAUCAUCAUUCCCCGCAUUCCCCGUCUGGUGCCUGGCUGGAACAAGCCCAUCGUCAUUGGCCGUCACGCUUUUGGUGAUCAGUACCGCGCCCAGGACCGUGUUAUCCCCGGCCCCGGUAAGCUCGAGUUAGUCUACACCCCUGCUGGUGGUGAGCCCGAGCGCGUCCAGGUCUACGACUUCCAGAGCGGCGGUGGUGUCGCCCAGUGCCAGUACAACACCGAUGAGUCCAUCGCUGGCUUCGCCCAUGCCUCCUUCCAGAUGGCUCUCAUGAAGGGUCUGCCCCUGUACAUGAGCACCAAGAACACCAUUCUCAAGCGCUAUGACGGCCGUUUCAAGGAUAUCUUCCAGGAGAUCUUUGAGAAGGACUACAAGAAGGAUUUCGACGCCAAGAACAUCUGGUACGAGCACCGUCUGAUUGACGACAUGGUUGCCCAGAUGAUCAAGAGCGAGGGCGGCUUCGUCAUGGCGCUGAAGAACUACGACGGCGAUGUCCAGUCUGACAUCGUCGCCCAGGGCUUCGGCUCCCUCGGUCUGAUGACUUCCACCCUGGUCACUCCCUCCGGCGAGGCCUUUGAGUCCGAGGCCGCCCACGGCACCGUGACCCGCCACUACCGCGAGCACCAGAAGGGCCGCGAGACCUCUACCAACCCCAUCGCUUCCAUCUUUGCCUGGACCCGUGGCCUCGUCCAGCGCGGUAAGAUCGACGAGACCCCCGAGGUCGUUGCCUUCGCCGAGGAGCUCGAGCGCGCUUGCGUUGAGGUCGUCAACGACGAGGGCAUCAUGACCAAGGAUCUGGCCCUUGCCUGCGGCCGCAAGGACCGCGAGGCCUGGGUUACCACCAACGAGUACAUGGCUGCCGUUGAGCGGCGCCUGAAGGCAAACCUCAGCGCUCGCCUGUAG